Mastomys coucha (southern multimammate mouse) is the source of this 3123-nucleotide messenger RNA. RefSeq names its product fatty acid desaturase 6 (gene Fads6). Gene Ontology annotation, biological process: lipid metabolic process. Gene Ontology annotation, cellular component: membrane. Gene Ontology annotation, molecular function: oxidoreductase activity, acting on paired donors, with oxidation of a pair of donors resulting in the reduction of molecular oxygen to two molecules of water. The record is from RefSeq and is a predicted model, not a curated record. Bases 112 to 1143 code for a protein of 343 amino acids. The transcript is spliced from 6 exons. Lineage: Eukaryota; Metazoa; Chordata; Mammalia; Rodentia; Muridae.
CUUCCCCUCCUCCCCGCGUGUUUUGUCUUCUCUCCGGCGCAGCAGCCACGCGCACAUCCGAGUCCUCGAGUCCUCCGCGCUUGUCCCCAGCCCAGUGCGUCCAGGGAGUCCAUGGAGCCCGCUCGGCGCAGUGCGCCUCCGGGGGACGGCGCUGCUGAGGCGCUGCUGAGAGAGCUGGAGCGUCAGGUGCAAGAUGUGGUACGGGCGAGCUCGUGGUGGGAGCUCCACGGUGUGGACUGCGCCAUCCUCGCUCUCAGCCUGCUCGCCUUGCCGGCAGGAUUCCUGUGCCUACGCUUCCAUAAUAUCCUGGCCUUUGCCACUGGCAUCACAAUCUUGGGUGUGUGCCAUUAUACACUCACAGUCAAGGGCAGCCAUCUAGCUACUCACAGUGCCCUCACAGAGUCCAAACGCUGGAACAAGAUCUUGCUGAUUUUCUUUUUGGAGGCAUGCACAGGCUUUCCUGCAGAGUUCGCUAAAUACAACCACGUGAAUUUGCACCAUGUUUACACCAACGUCGUGGGUCUGGGAGAUUCAAGCACAUGGAAGAUGCCUUUCUUCAACCGCUACGUCUACAUGUUCCUUGGACCACUUUUGGUCCCCAUCGUAACGCCACUGGUAGCUCUGGUGCAUUUGAGGAAGGAAGAGCUGAAGACGGCACUAUGGACUUUGAGCUUCAUUUGCCUGGGCUUUUACUCUCAGUACUGGCUGUUCAUGAAUGUGUCAGGCUUCAAGAACCCCAGUUCAGCACUGGCCUGCAUGCUGCUCACUAGAUCCCUGCUGGCCCACCCUUAUCUCCAUGUCAAUAUCUUCCAGCACAUCGGAUUGGCUAUGUUCUCCCCGGACAAGAAGCCCAGGCGGAUUCACAUGAUGACCCUGGGGGUUCUGAACCUGCCACGGCAGCCAGUGCUGGACUGGGCAUUCGGCCACUCCCUCAUCAGCUGCCAUGUGGAGCACCACCUCUUCCCUUGGCUCUCUGACCACAUGUGCUUGAAGGUGAAGCCCCUGGUAUCGAAGUUCCUCCAUGACAAGCAGCUGCCCUAUAAUGAAGACUCAUACCUGGCUCGAUUCCAGCUGUUCCUCAACCGCUAUGAGGAGUUCAUGGUGCAUGUCCCACCCAUCACUGAGCUGGUGGGGGUGCAAUGAAGGCUGGCUCCCUCCCUAGCCCAGUCCUGGCCCUUCUGUACUGCUGGCUCUUGGGGGGACUGGUAGACCUGGAACUAUCCUGGGAUUUGAGUUAGGGGAGACUGUUGGGAGAAGAAAUUAAAUCAAUCCAGAGGCUGUGCGUCCUGAUCCACCUAGGCCUCAGCUGACCCCACUUCAGGAUCCUUCUUUGUGCUGUAUCUGAGCUAGAGGGUAGGGCUAAGGGGGCUGGAGACAGGUGAAGUGGGAUCCUGUGUCCAGAAGGAGGGGGCACAGAGCCAGAGCCAGCCUCCUCGGCUCAGACCUCCUUGGCCCCAGGCUGCUGCUUCCUCCUGUAGCCUCUGAGGUUCUAGUCCCCCAGGGAAGGGCCCUCUCUCUAGGAUCAACAGGGUGAGGUCAUUUUUUUUUUAGCAGAACCCCCCCCCCCCGCUCUUCACCUGAAGGAACCUGUGCCACACUGGGCUCAGCGGCUCCAUGACCCAUAGAAUCAGUGAGAUAAAAGGGAGUACACUCCCAGGGAAGUGCUCCAGAGGGGAGCAAAUGUAGGCACAAAAUUGGAGAAGGCACUGCCAGCUUUGAGUAUGACCUUGGCUAGCUCUGGACAACUCUGCUUUGUCCCAUGUUCAGAAGACUCCAACCUGGGUGACAGAAUUACUGGGAGGCGGUUGAAGCUGGAGGAAGUGACCUGGGACUGGGCUAGGAAGGCAGAGAGGAAUGAAAAGUUGGGGGGCGAGUGAGAUAGGAGACUUGAAGACAAGGGCUAGGCUUGGCUGUGGGGGGAGUGAGAUAGGAGAGUUGAAGACAAGGGCUAGGCUUGGCUGUGGGGGGAAGGAUAGCAAGCUGGGUGGAAGCCACUGAUGCCAAACCUAGGAGGAAGCCAAGCUGGGGAACAGCACUGAGAUCCAGCCAAACGGGCAACUGGGAGAGGCUGGGCACCGCUUCAGCCAGAUGGCAGAGCAGAGAGAGGUUCAUGGAAGGGCCCAGUGGAGACUGAAAGAGGGACAGAUGAGGUUAGACCUGCAUGCACCGGGAGGCCAGGGCCGCUGUUAGGUCAUAACCUAGCUCCUCACCUCCCUGCUGCCGACAUUUUCUUUGGCUGAUUCUUGGCAGGCUGGGCUGAGCACUGGCUUCUACUGACUAGAUGUUGGGAGCCCAAAUCAGGACAGUCAGAAAUGUCUCCCGGUACAGCCAGCUGUCUCCCAAGUGACAACACUGUCCUUGACUGAGAACACGGAGGCUGUUCUAGUACAGUCAAAAAUGUCUCCUAAGUGACAACACUGUCCUUGACUGAGAACACGGAGGCCGUUCUAGUACAGUCAGAAAUGUCUCCAAGUGACAACACUGUCCUUGACUGAGAACACGGAGGCCAUUCUAGUACAGUCAAAAAUGUCUCCUGGUAUAGCCAACUGUCUCCCAAGUGACAAAACUGUCCUUGAUUGAGAACAUGGAGGCCGUUCUAGUUAACUCACUGGAUGGAAGGAAGGGUGUACCGCCCUGGUGUUAGAAGGGUGAGCUGGGAUGGGCUGACCAGCAUGUUGGAACCCAUCUCCGGGGGCUGAUGCAGCUGCCAUGACUGACAAUCCUUCUGUGUUCUCCUGGCCUUCCUCUAGCACAGCUUCUUCCAGGCCCUUUCCUCCAGCUAUGGCUCCUGGGGCCAUAGAGCAGAGGCUUGUAGCCGCUGCUGGCCUCUAGGUGCUUCUCUGGCUUCUUACCUCUGCUUGGGACUCUUCACACCCUCCACCCAUCCCUGUUGACUGUGUGCCACCUGUUCACUGCUGGGAUGCUCGCUCACAGCAGAUUUCGAUCCAAGUCGCCCCCUCCUGUCAUGCUAUAGGCUACUGCUGCUCCUUUGAAAUGCAUUAGCAAUUCAGAAGGGGCCUUUGGGUCUGAUCAUGCGAUUCAUCAACAGCAAAUUCUCCCUCUGAAAAAUGCAGAGAAGGGCCCCGGCAGCAUACCAUAAGCUAAUGAUUAAAACUAUCCAAA